AUGGGUUUUGGAAGAAUCUUCGCCGCGCUCCGUCGAUGCAAGCAGCUGGAAGAAGGUGACAGUACCACCCAGCUGUCCCGAUGCCUUGGUCUCUUUGACCUCACCGCGUUGGGCGUGGGCAGCACCCUGGGUCUUGGAGUAUACGUGCUGGCUGGCGCUGUUGCGAAGACAGUAGCCGGUCCAGCCGUCACUUUGAGCUUCCUUGUCGCCGCUAUAGCUUCGGCGUUUGCUGGUCUCUGCUACGCGGAGUUCGCAGCGCGCGUCCCAAAGGCGGGUUCAGCUUACGUCUACAGUUACGUCAGUGUUGGGGAGUUCGUCGCCUUCACCAUCGGGUGGAACCUCAUCCUGGAGUACGUGAUUGGCACAGCCAGCAUGGCGAAGGGCAUGUCCAACUACAUCGACAGCCUCUGCAACAACAGCAUGUCGGCUAGGAUGCUGCAAGUCGCCCCUAUCAACGUUUCCUUCCUCGCGGAGUACCCUGACUUCUUCGCGUUUGGCCUGGUCUUAGUUAUGACAAUAUUGCUGGGUGUCGGUGUGCGCGAAUCAACCAAACUAAACAACAUUUUCACUGCUUUCAACAUGUUGACGAUUGUCAUCGUCGUGGUCGCGGGGGCUACGAGGAGCGACCCCGCCAACUGGAUGCUAAACGUUGAAGACAUACCUGAAGAGGAUCGAGAGAAAGCCGGCGCGGGGGGUUUCAUGCCGUGGGGUGUCGCAGGGGUCAUGGCUGGGGCCGCCAAAUGUUUCUUCGGAUUCGUCGGCUUCGAUUGCGUGGCGACCACGGGCGAAGAAGCGAAGAACCCGAAGAGGGACAUUCCGCUGUCAAUAGUAUUUUCGCUGAUCAUCAUUUUCCUGUCCUACUUCAGUAUCGCGACCGUUCUGACGAUGAUGUGGCCGUAUUAUCUUCAGGACGCUGAUGCCCCCUUCCCCCACGUGUUCACUCAAGUUGGCAUGCCAGUUAUCAAAUGGAUAGUCACAAUUGGAGCCAUCUUCGCCCUUUGCACCAGCUUGCUUGGCGCUAUGUUUCCACUACCCAGGGUCCUAUAUGCUAUGGGUAGCGAUGGUGUACUCUUCAGACCACUCUCUGCUAUCAAUAAGAAGACACAAACUCCUUUGUUAGCUACUGCCUUGAGUGGUUUACUUUCUGCAAUAAUGGCGGCCAUCUUUAAUCUAAAUCAACUCAUUGACAUGAUGUCGAUCGGAACGCUGAUGGCUUACACGAUUGUUGCGACUAGUGUUCUGAUAUUGAGGUAUGAAGAGGACAGCACCAUGAUUUUGAACGGUAUCAAAUCCCUACCAGAAACGCCGUACAGCGUGGCUCGACAAAUGUUCAAUUUGCUUGGCAUCAAGCAGCCUACUUCUCUAUCAGCUAACAUCGCGAAGUGCACAAUUGUCGUGUUGUUUGCAAUUGCUUUAGUCACGUGCGGUCUUCUUAGCUGGAACAUAGCCAGCCAGUUAAGCAGUGUGGCCGUGGGCGUCUUUGGAGGUAUCCUUCUCGUUCUGCUUCUCAUUCUCUAUCGUCAACCACGGAGGGACGUCAAGCAUCUUACUUUUAAGGUCCCACUGGUGCCCCUUGUGCCAUACCUUAGUACGUGCAUGAACAUUUACCUGAUGGUCCAGCUAGACUACCUCACAUGGAUCCGGUUUAUUUUGUGGCUGGCUAUUGGAUAUUUAAUCUACUUCUUCUAUGGCAUCAACAAUAGUUCACUAAUAGUAAAGGACACGGAACCAAUUCCACCCAUCAACGGAAAGAUCGAGGAGAAACACGUUAUCACGAAAUUUUGA
Molecule: messenger RNA, 1785 nt
Organism: Leptosia nina
Lineage: Eukaryota; Metazoa; Arthropoda; Insecta; Lepidoptera; Pieridae
Source: the annotation of a GenBank genome assembly